Molecule: messenger RNA, 1240 nt
Organism: Terrapene triunguis (Three-toed box turtle)
Lineage: Eukaryota; Metazoa; Chordata; Testudines; Emydidae
Product: IgGFc-binding protein-like
Exons: 2
Source: RefSeq, a predicted model, not a curated record
ACCUGGUUGCUGGGCAGGUUGUGACAUUUGAAAUCAAAUUCCCUAAUCCCUUGUACAUCUCUGCUAGUGCUGGGAUCCAAGUUGCCUUGUUCUGCACUGGUGGGAGCAAAGGGAAAAUUGUGUACGAUCCCUUCUUCCUGAUGAUCCCAGAUGUCUCUGGCUACUGCCAGACCUAUAACAUCCAUGGACAGGACCUGUUUGAGAACUAUGCUGUGAUUGUAGCCAAGACGGCCGAGACUGCUGAUGUUACUAUUGAUGCAGAACCACUACGUAUUACUCAGUGGAGGCCUAUUCCAGGCACAGCAUAUUCUUGGAUUACAUACAACUUGGGAAGUGGGUUUAGCAACCACACCAUAGAGAACCCCAGCUCCCCAUUUGGUGUCCUGAGUGUUGGGAUUAAAGACAAGGCUGGGUAUGGCUCCACAGCUAUUGGUGGCAUUUCUGGUGCUGCCCCUACUGUUCAACCUCCAUAUCUUCCCAGUACCUCUUGCUCAGGCCCCCAAGGGACAGAAUUUAUCACAGUCUUCAUGCAGAAUCACUUAUCAAGGUAUGGCAAUACAGAUUUCAAGUUGUUCAUCACUGGCUACAUCUCUGGGACGUUCGUCACCGUGUCAGUAAAUAAAGCAGAUUUUUCGGUCAAUAUCACUGCAAAUCCCGAACAGACAGUAUCUGUGAUGAUCCCAGCGUUUGUGGAGCUGGCUGGAAGCAACACAUUUGACCACACUGUCAUUGUCCAGGCUGACCAUGAGAUCUCCAUCCUCGCUCUGAACUAUAAGCGCUAUACAGCUGAUACCACUGUAGUGUACCCUGUGCAGAGGCUCGGGACAGAGUACUAUGUGGUGACUCCACUGGGGAAUCCAGAUGGUCUCGAUAAGCAAUUUGCUGUAGUAGCCUGGAAGGAUCCCACCAUUGUUGAAGUUUACCUCAAAGGGGCUGUCACUUUCCAAGGAGAAACCUACAGAGCAGGGACAAAACUGGUCAUCCCACUUGGAGCUUACCAGGCCGUGCAACUGCAAAGCCAUGAUGACUUAUCCGGCACCAGGAUCGUGUCCCAGAAUCCCGUGGCCAUCUAUAGUGGACACGUAUGUGUUGCAAAGCACACCAAAUGUGACUACAUGAGUGAGCAGCUCCUGCCGGUGUCUGGCUGGGGCACCACAUUCAUCGUACCUCCUUUAUCCUUCCAGCCCAAAUUUGACCUGGUGUAUGUGGCUGCUUCCCAACACACUCGCAUUGAUUAUCA